Molecule: messenger RNA, 1597 nt
Organism: Moneuplotes crassus
Lineage: Eukaryota; Ciliophora; Spirotrichea; Euplotida; Euplotidae
Source: the annotation of a GenBank genome assembly
AUGUAUUUAAUUUACGUUACUUGGUUUGUCCUCAAACUAGCAGGAUUGUUCCUAGCAGCCUUCCUGGUGUAUAACCUGAAGUUCAUCUUCAAGCCUUAUUUCUCACGCAGAAGGUUUAAGAAGUACAAAAAUGUGUAUAUGUAUGAUAAAGCUCCUUUUGUCAUUGGUGACGCAUCGAGAUAUAUGGAAGAUAUGAAAAAAAACAGAGUUAAUUUCUACCAUCAGAUAGAAUAUGCAAUGGAACUUAAAGAUAUUGACUUUAGAGUAUCCUUCAUUGCUGAUAGGACCUUUAUCAAUGUGUUCUCCAUGAGAGCUUUGAAAGAGUUUGUCCAAAAGGUGCCCAAGUUUAUUGACAGAAAAAGCCUUGCUAAUGUAGGAUUUGGGAAGAUUUUUCCACGCUCCAGCGUUCAUCAGAAAACUGGAGCAGAAUGGAGGAAAAGAAGAGAGUCUUUUCAAAAGCAUAUCGGGAUUAAUUUCUCUUCCAAGCACAUUCCUCUCAUGAUCGACUGUAUUGGAGAUAGACUCAACACCUGGAAGGAUGCAAAAUCACAGAAAAAUGACGAUUUAUUGAAAGAUAUGGCUGAUACUACUUUUGCUGUGAUCACAAAAGUGUUCUUCGGUGAGAAUAUCUCUGAAGAAAUGGGAGAGAUCGAGUAUAUCGAUCCAACAGAUAGCACAACGAAGAUGAUGAAGUUUGAUGAAUUCUAUACUAACUUGGCCAAAAGUUUGAUGGGAAAUAGAUUUACUCUCAAAGGGCUUCUUCUUCCUUUCCUUGAUUAUUACAAUCUGACAAAGCCUUACAGUACAAAUUACCAAAAUCUGCAGAAAUUAUGGAAGGUUCUUUCAGAAUACUUAGAUAAGCACCCUGAGCAGGAUUCUGUGUAUAACAAGUUAAUCAAUCAAAAAGGAUUGACGAAGGACUAUUCAUUCCAAGAUUCGUUAGGCAUACUCUUUGCUGGACAUGAGACUUCAUCUCAUACCAUAUCUAGCGGGCUCUACUUUCUAUACAAAAAUCCAGUCAUUAAGGAGAAGCUGAUGGAGGAACUUAAAGAAUUUGUGGGGAAGUCCCAUGAUGAAAUUAAAACACUCUUAACCAGAGAGAAGAUUGACAAGCUCGAGUAUCUUCAUCUUGUGAUUAAGGAGAUUUUGAGAAUCGAUCCUCCAGCCAUGGAUGCCAUUCCUUAUGAAGUUAUCCAAGAUACUGAACUCUGUGGGGUUGAGUUUAAGAAAGGAGAUAUGCUCAAUAUGAACAUUUUGUCAAGACAUUUUGAUCCUGCUCAAUGGCAGGAACCAUUGAAAUUUAUCCCAGAAAGAUUUGACCCAGAAAGUGAGUACUUUAAUGCUCCAGAGACCAAUAAAGGAAGAGAUCCAUUCGCUUGGAUCCCUUUCUCUGUUCAUGUGAGAAAAUGCUCAGGACAGACCUUCGCAAUGUUGGAGGCUAAGGUAUUUAUCCUAUACCUCCUGUCAAGGGUUGAGUUUACAUUCCCCAAGGAGUUGUUGGAGUCAGACACUUCCUUCUUCUCCAUCGUAUCGCAACUAAAGUUAAACUUUAGUGCGAAACUGAGAGAAUAGUUAAAUCAGAUUAGAUUCAAUCUCA